This is a messenger RNA of Columba livia (rock pigeon), 8228 nucleotides long. RefSeq names its product sidekick cell adhesion molecule 2 (gene SDK2). Gene Ontology annotation, molecular function: protein binding. The transcript has 45 exons. The coding region runs from base 762 to 7310 and encodes 2182 amino acids. Gene Ontology annotation, biological process: cell-cell adhesion. NCBI's taxonomy places the organism in Eukaryota, Metazoa, Chordata, Aves, Columbiformes, Columbidae. The record is from RefSeq and is a predicted model, not a curated record.
CCCCGGCUCGGGCUGCCCCCGGCUCCGCCGAGCCCCGCCGCCACGGCUCACUCCGCCGCCGAGCCGCGCAGGAGGAGCAGGCAGCCGGCUGGAGCGCCGAGAGGGGACGGCGCGGCGCCGCCAGCCCGCCCGCCGCGCACCGCCGGUGGCUCCGAGCGGGACCCCGCGCCGCAGAGCGCCGCUGCCGCACUUUCCCCGGUUCCCUGCGGGUGCCGGGGCUCAGCGAGAGGCAACGGGGGAAGAGCCCUCCCCCCGUCGCCCGGAGCCGCCGAGGCGAGGAUGGCCCCAGACAGGAGCUGAGCGCUGGGGAGGAGCCGCCUGCCGCCCCCGGACCCCAAACUUUUCAGCGGCUGCGGUGCGCUCGGCCCCGGGAGCGGCGGGCGGCGGGGACCCGGCCCCCACGGUGCCCGGGCGGGCAGGAGGGGCCGGGGGUGCGCAGCCCUACGCUUGCCGUCCCCUGCCUUGACGCGAGGCGCAACGCUUGGGGAGGGGCUCGGCUGCCGCCCCCGCUCUGGAUUUGGGGGUCCCAGCUCCACACGUCCUCGGGGAAGUUGCACAUGGUGGGGAGCUGCCUGCGGACUCCCCCCUGCCCCACCAGGAGCCUUGCACCCCAUCGUCUUCGCCUCCCCUUGAGCAGCGCUGCUGCGGGGGUCCCUGCACCGGCGGACGCCCCGGUGCCCGGCCAGCGGCGGGGACUGGUGCCGCAGUCCCCCGGAUUAUAAAGUCGGGGAAGUUCCCCCCCAGCCCGACUCGGCGGAGCCAUGGCCCGGCUCGAGAGUUGGGGACUGCUGUGCUUCGCGGUGCUCGCCCUGCCCGGCCCCCCGGGAGCCGGUGCCCAAGACGACGUCUCCCCGUAUUUUAAGACGGAGCCGGUGCGGAGCCAGGUGCACCUGGAGGGGAACCGCCUGGUGCUGACGUGCAUGGCGGAGGGCAGCUGGCCCCUCGAGUUCAAGUGGCUGCACAACAACCGCGAGCUCACCAAGUUCUCCCUGGAGUACCGGUACAUGAUCACGUCGCUGGACCGCACACACGCCGGCUUCUACCGCUGCAUCGUCCGCAACCGGCUGGGAGCCCUGCUGCAGCGCCAGACCGAGGUGCAGGUGGCCUACAUGGGGAGCUUCGAGGACAGUGAGACGCAGCAGAGCGUGUCCCACGGGGAGGCGGCCGUCAUCCGCGCACCCCGCAUCGCCAGCUUCCCCCAGCCCCAGGUCACCUGGUUUCGUGACGGACGGAAGAUCUCCCCCAGCAGCCGCAUAGCCAUCACGCUGGAGAACACCCUCGUCAUCCUCUCCACGGUGGCCCCGGACGCGGGACGUUACUACGUGCAGGCGGUGAACGACAAGAACGGCGACAACAAGACGAGCCAGCCCAUCACACUGACCGUGGCCAAUGUGGGUGGCCCGGCUGAUCCCAUCGCACCCACCAUCAUUGUCCCACCCAGGAACACCAGCGUGGUGGCUGGGACCUCGGAGGUGACCAUGGAGUGUGUGGCCAAUGCCAGGCCACUGAUCAAGCUGCACAUCAUCUGGAAGAAGGACGGGGUGCCCCUCUCCAGCGGCAUCAGCGACUACAGCCGCCGGCUCACCAUCCUGCACCCCGCGCUCAGCGACAGCGGCUACUACGAGUGCGAGGCCGUGCUGCGCAGCAGCAGCGUCCCCGCCGUGGCCGAGGGCGCCUUCCUCUCCGUCCUGGAGCCACCGCAGUUUGUCAAGGAGCCGGAGAGGCACAUCACAGCCGAGAUGGAGAAGGUGGUGGCCAUCCCCUGCCAAGCCAAAGGUGUACCCCCCCCCAAAAUGGCCUGGUACAAGGACGCUGCCCUCAUCCGCCUAGAGAAGCUGUCCCGCUUCCAGCUCCUGCCCGACGGCAGCCUGCAGAUCAGCGGGCUGCUCCCCGAUGACACCGGCAUGUUCCAGUGCUUCGCCCGCAACGCGGCCGGCGAGGUGCAGACCACCACGUACCUGGCCGUGACCAGCAUCGCCCCCAACAUCACGAGGGGUCCCCAGGACAGUACGGUCAUUGAUGGCAUGUCCGUCAUCCUCAACUGUGAGACUUCAGGGGCUCCUCGCCCGGCCAUCACCUGGCAGAAAGGGGAGCGGAUCCUGGCCAGCGGGUCGGUGCAGCUGCCGCGUUUCACGCUGCUGGAAUCGGGCAGCCUGCUCGUCAGCCCCGCACACCGCACCGAUGCCGGCACCUACACCUGCCUGGCCACCAACUCCCGCGGUGUGGAUGAAGCCUCUGCUGACCUGGUGGUUUGGGCAAGGACACGCAUCACCGACCCACCACAGGACCAGAGCGUCAUCAAGGGGACCAAAGCCAUAAUGAGCUGCGGGGUCACCCACGACCCCAGCGUGGAUGUCAGGUAUGUCUGGGAGAAGGAUGGGGCGCCACUGAGUCCCGAGAGUGGCCCACGGGUGCGCCUGGACGAGGCGGGCGCCCUCCACAUCUCACAGACCUGGUCGGGUGACAUCGGCACCUACACCUGCAAGGUGGUCUCAGCUGGGGGCAACGACUCACGCAGCGCCCACCUCCGUGUCCGGCAGCUCCCCCAUGCCCCGGAGAGCCCCGUGGCCAUGCUCAGCCCCCUGGAGAAACGGGCCAUCAACCUCACCUGGGCCAAGCCCUUCGACGGCAACAGCCCCCUGCUCCGCUACAUCCUGGAGGUCUCCGAGAACAACGCACCCUGGACAGUGCUGCUGGGCAGCGUGGACCCCGAGGCCACUUCAGUGACGGUGCGGGGCUUGGUCCCCGCUCGCUCCUACCAGUUCCGCCUCUGCGCUGUGAAUGACGUGGGCAGGGGACAGUUCAGCAAGGACACAGAGAGGGUAUCCCUGCCCGAGGAGCCCCCCUCUGCACCCCCCCAGAAUGUCAUCGCCAGCGGCCGCACCAACCAGUCCAUCAUGAUCCAGUGGCAACCGCCCCCCGAGAGCCACCAGAACGGUGUCCUCAAGGGCUACAUCAUCCGGUACUGCCUGGCCGGGCUGCCCGUGGGUUACCAGUUCAAGAACAUCACCAACGCCGAGGUGAACAACCUGCUGCUGGAGGACCUCAUCAUCUGGACCAACUACGAGAUCGAGGUGGCGGCGUACAACAGCGCGGGCUUGGGGGUGUACAGCAUGAAGGUGACAGAGUGGACACUGCAGGGAGUCCCCACGGUGCCCCCAGGGAAUGUGCAGACCGAGGCCACCAACUCCACCACCAUCCGCUUCACCUGGAACCCCCCCAGUCCCCAGUUCAUUAAUGGCAUCAACCAGGGGUACAAGCUCAUCGCCUGGGAGCCAGAGCACGAGGAGGAGGCGACGGUGGUGACGGUGCGCCCCAACUUCCAGGACAGCGUCCACGUGGGCUACGUGGCCGGGCUGCGCAAGUUCGCCGAGUACUUCACCUCGGUGCUGUGCUUCACCACGCCGGGGGACGGCCCGCGCAGCCCCCCCCAGCUGGUGCGCACCCACGAGGACGUUCCUGGCCCCGUGGGACAUCUCAGCUUCAGUGACAUCCUGGACACAUCCCUGAAGGUCAGCUGGCAGGAGCCGCUGGAGAAGAACGGCAUCCUGACAGGCUACCGGAUCUCCUGGGAGGAGUACAACCGCACCAACACGCGGGUGACCCAUUACCUGCCCAACGUCACCCUGGAGUACCGCGUCACCGGCCUCACCGCCCUCACCACCUACACCAUCGAGGUGGCUGCCAUGACCUCCAAGGGCCAGGGCCAGCUCUCUUCCUCCACCAUCUCCUCGGGGGUGCCGCCAGAGCUCCCCGGUGCCCCCACCAACCUGGGCAUCUCCAACAUCGGACCCCGCUCUGUCACCCUCCAGUUUCGGCCGGGCUACGAUGGCAAAACCUCCAUCUCCCGCUGGCAGGUGGAGGCACAGGUGGGCCAGAGCGGCGAGGCCGAAGAGUGGGGGCUCGUCCACCAGCUGGCGAAUGAGCCCGAUGUCCGCUCCAUGGAGGUGCCCAACCUGAAGCCCUACACCUACUACAGUUUCCGCAUGCGGCAGGUGAACAUCGUGGGCACCAGCCCCCCCAGCCUGCCCUCCCGCAGGAUCCAGACCCUGCAGGCACCCCCUGAUGUGGCACCUGCCAAUGUCACCCUGCGGACGGCCAGCGAGACCAGCCUGUGGCUGCGCUGGAUGCCCCUCCUGGAGCAGGAGUACAAUGGGAACCCCGACUCGGUGGGCUACAAGAUCCGGUGCGCACGCUCGGACGGGCGAGGGCAGCCGGCGGUGCACAUUGUCCCCGACCGCGUGGAGCGGGAGUUCACCAUCGAGGACCUGGAGGAGUGGACCGAGUACCGGGUGCAGGUCCAGGCCUUCAAUGCCAUCGGCUUGGGGCCCUGGAGCCCCACGGUGCUGGGACGCACCCGGGAGUCAGUGCCCUCCUCUGGCCCCAGCAAUGUGUCGGCACUGGCCACCAGCUCCAGCAGCAUGCUGGUCCAGUGGGGUGACAUCCCUGAGGCUGAUUGCAACGGCCUCAUCCUGGGCUACAAGGUAAUGUACAAGGAGAAGGACGCGGACACACGUGCGCAGUUCUGGCUAGCAGAGGGCAAUGCCUCCCGCAGCGCACAGCUAAGCGGGCUGGACAAAUACACGCUGUAUGAGAUCCGGGUGCUGGCCUUCACCAGGAUGGGCGACGGGGUCCCCAGCCGGCCCCCUGUCCUCGAGCGGACGCUGGAUGAUGUGCCUGGCCCCCCUGUGGGGAUCCUCUUCCCUGAAGUGAGGACGACCUCAGUGCGGCUGGUCUGGCAGCCGCCCGCAGCACCCAACGGCAUCAUCCUGGCGUACCAGGUCACCCAUCGCCUCAACACCACGGCGGCCACCGCAGCCGCCACGGAGGUGCUGGAGCCCAGUACCCGGCAGUACACGGCCACUGGCCUUCAGCCCGAGGCCACCUACCUCUUCCGCAUCGCGGCGCAGACCCGCAAGGGCUGGGGUGAGCCAGCCGAAGCCCUCGUGGUCACCACGGAGAAGAGAGACCGGCCACAGCCCCCCGGGAAGCCGCUGGCACGGCAGGAGGAGGUGCGAGCGCGCAGCGUGCUGCUCUCCUGGGAGCCGGGCAGCGACGGGCUCUCCCCCGUCCGCUACUACACCGUGCAAACCCGCCAGCUGCCCGAUGGCGAGUGGGCGCUGCACCCCGUCUCCAUCAGCCGCAACGCCACCGCCUUCAUCGUGGACAGGUUGAAGCCCUUCACCUCCUACAAGUUCCGUGUGAAGGCGACGAAUGACAUUGGGGACAGCGAGUACAGUGAGGAGUCGGAGUCGCUCACCACCUUGCAGGCGGCCCCCGAGGAAGCCCCCACCAUCCUCUCCGUCACCCCGCACACCACCACCUCGGUGCUCAUCCGCUGGCAGCCCCCGGCUGAGGACAAGAUCAAUGGGAUCCUGCUGGGUUUCCGCCUCCGCUACCGGGAGCUGGUGUAUGACAGCCUGCGCGGUGUCACCCUGCGUGGCAUCGGCCACCCUGGAGCCACCUGGGCUGAGCUCACCCCUGUCUAUGCCGUGCACAACCUCAGCGAGGUGUCCCUCACCCAGUACGAGCUGGACAACCUGAGCAAGCACCGACGCUAUGAGAUCCGCAUGAGCGUGUACAACGCGGUGGGCGAGGGCCCCCCGAGUCCCCCCCAGGAGGUGUUUGUGGGUGAAGCAGUGCCCACUGGUGCGCCACAGAACGUGGCGGUGCAGGCGGCCACGGCCACCCAGCUGGAUGUCACCUGGGAACCGCCACCUGCUGAGACCCAGAAUGGGGACAUCCAGGGCUACAAGAUCCACUUCUGGGAGGCCCAGCGCCAGAAUGAGAGCAUGAGGGUGAAGACGCUUUUCCUGCCUGAGACCGGGGUGAAGCUGAAGAACUUGACGGGGUUCACCUCGUACUGGGUCAGCGUCGCCGCCUUUAAUGCCGCGGGCGACGGGCCCCGCAGCCCCCCUGUCACGGGGAGGACACAGCAGGCAGCCCCCAGUGCCCCCGGCUCCAUCCGAUUCAGCGAGCUGACCACCACAUCGGUGAAUGUGUCCUGGGAGCCACCACCACUGCCCAAUGGCAUCCUGGAGGGCUACCGGCUGGUCUACGAGCCCUGCAUGCCCGUGGAUGCCUCUGUCCCCACAGGCGUCAGUAAGAUUGUGACGGUGGACGUGAAGGGGAACAGCCCACUGUGGAUGAAGGUGAAGGACCUGGCCGAGGGCGUGACGUACCGGUUCCGAAUCCGGGCCAAAACCUUCGCCUAUGGGCCAGAUGUGGAGGCGAACAUCACCACGGGGCCCGGGGAAGGUGCCCCCGGUCCCCCCGGUGAGCCCUUCAUCUCCCGCUAUGGCUCGGCCAUCACCAUCCACUGGUCGAGCGGGGACCCUGGCCAAGGGCCCAUCACCAGAUACGUCCUCGAAGCGCGUCCUUCAGACGAGGGGCUCUGGGACAUCCUCAUCAAAGACAUCCCCAAGGAGGUGACCUCCUACACCUUCAGCAUGGACAUCCUCAAGCAGGGCGUCAGCUACGAUUUCCGUGUCAUCGCCGUGAACGACUAUGGCUACGGGACCCCCAGCACGCCUUCCCCCUCCGUGUCAGCCCAGAAAGCCAACCCGUUCUAUGAGGAGUGGUGGUUCCUGGUGGUCAUUGCCCUGGUGGGGCUCAUCUUCAUCCUCCUCCUCGUCUUCGUGCUCAUCAUCCGCGGGCAGAGCAAGAAGUAUGCCAAGAAGUCAGACUCGGGGAACGGCUCCAAGGCGACUGCCCUGAGCCACGGCGAGAUGGUGAGUCUGGAUGAGAGCAGCUUCCCCGCCCUGGAGCUCAACAACCGGCGCCUCUCUGUCAAGAACUCCUUCUGCCGGAAAAAUGGCAUCUACACCCGGUCCCCACCGCGGCCCAGCCCCGGCAGCCUCCACUACUCAGACGAGGACGUGACCAAGUACAAUGACCUGAUCCCUGCUGAGAGCAGCAGCCUGACGGAGAAACCCUCCGAGGUCUCCGACUCGCAGGGCAGUGACAGCGAGUACGAGGUGGACCCCGGCCACCAGAAAGCCCACUCCUUCGUCAACCACUACAUCAGCGACCCCACUUACUACAACUCGUGGCGGCGGCAGCAGAAGGGCAUCUCGCGGGCGCAGGCGUACAGCUACACCGAGAGCGACUCGGGGGAGCCCGACCACGCGCCCCUGGCCAACAGCACCUCCACGCAGCAGGGCAGCCUCUUCCGUCCCAAAGCCAGCAGGACUCCCACCCCCCAGGCCCCCGGCAACCCCCCCAGCCAGCCCGGGACCCUCUACCGCCCGCCCAGCAGCCUGGCUCCUGGCUCCAGGGCCCCCAUCGCUGGCUUUUCUUCCUUCGUUUGAUAUUUAAACAGAAGCGAAAACAAACAGGAGGAAAAAAAUGUAUAUUAAAAAAAAAAGGAAAAAAAAAAGAGAGGGGGAAAAAAAGAGAAAAGCCCCAAGAAAUUAAGGAAAAAAAAAAAAAAAAGCAGCAAGAGGGAGAAGAGGAGAAGGAAGCAGAGAGGCCGAAGGGCCCGGGGCUGGCAGCGGUGCCGGGGGCAGCGGUCCCGGCUCAGGGUGUUUUGCUUUCUUGGCAGCACCGAAGCAGAACACCGAGCGCCUUCCCUGGGGCUGCAGAGCAAAAGCAGCUUCUCUUCUUGGCCAAAGCUUUCUGGGUUCUGGACUCCUCGGGGGGCUCGGGGUGCUGGCAGGAUGGCACUGGACUUCGCCCUUGACCCUGGCCCCUCCACCGGCUUGUGGCACCCCAGGCUAUGAGGACAAGCGGUGACACAGAGACCACUGACUGCGGGGGGAAGAGGAGCUCUGCUGAACUUCAAACCUCUGGACUUGAAACCCACACCCUGGACCCCCAGGAACCCAGGGGGCAAUUAAUUCCUCCCCUCAUUAGUGCCUGGCCCAGCACAGCACCCCCAGCAGAAGCCAGGACUGAACCCCAGGGGAGCCCUGCCAGGGUGCAAGUGGUGCUGAUGUCCCCCCUCAUUUUGCACCCCGGUAUCACAUGGGAUCUGGCGAGGGCUCAGACUGUGGCAGCUCCUCUGCAUUGCUGGUGGUUUGGUGUUUUUUUUUAACGGGGUUUUGUGCAGCGGUCUGGGAGCAUGAAGGGCGCACAGGGGCGGUGAUGCCCGGGGGGCUCUGGGGCCAUUCGGGUGGUCUCUGCACAGUAAACCCAUUGCAGUGCCUAUGGGUGACCAGGCAGCAGCCCGGUGGGGCCGCGGUGCCCGGGCUGAGCCGAGGGAGAUGCCAAUAAACAGCCUGAGAUCA